Molecule: messenger RNA, 985 nt
Organism: Molossus molossus (Pallas's mastiff bat)
Lineage: Eukaryota; Metazoa; Chordata; Mammalia; Chiroptera; Molossidae
Gene: CHMP2B
Product: charged multivesicular body protein 2B
Exons: 6
Coding region: 247-888 (213 amino acids)
Biological process (GO): endosome transport via multivesicular body sorting pathway; late endosome to vacuole transport; protein transport
Cellular component (GO): ESCRT III complex; multivesicular body
Source: RefSeq, a predicted model, not a curated record
AGAAGUGACUUCUCCAAAAAGUGUCUUAGUUCGCAGUCACCUGAGUUCCGGGAGAGUCGGCUGAGGUAGGCUUCCCGGGGACCGCCUCUGCGGGUUCUGCCUGGAGAGCUGCCCUCUUCGCCUGUCCUUCGGCUUCGCUACCCCGAACCCUCCACCGGCCUGUCCUUUCCCUCCUGUCCUUUCCCAGACGCGCACGGACCGGGCCGAGCCGGGCCGAGCCGGGCCGCCUGGGCGCGGUCCUUGACCAUGGCGUCCUUCUUCAAGAAGAAAACCGUGGAUGAUGUAAUAAAGGAACAGAAUCGAGAGUUACGAGGUACACAGAGGGCUAUAAGCAGAGAUCGAGCAGCUUUAGAGAAACAAGAAAAACAGCUGGAAUUAGAAAUUAAGAAGAUGGCCAAAAUUGGUAAUAAAGAAGCUUGCAGAGUCUUGGCCAAACAGCUUGUACAACUACGGAAACAAAAAACAAGAACUUUUGCUGUAAGUUCAAAAGUCACUUCUAUGUCCACACAGACGAAAGUGAUGAAUUCCCAGAUGAAGAUGGCUGGUGCAAUGUCCACUACAGCAAAGACAAUGCAGGCAGUUAACAAGAAGGUGGAUCCACAAAAGACAUUACAGACAAUGCAGAAUUUCCAGAAGGAAAACAUGAAAAUGGAAAUGACUGAAGAAAUGAUCAAUGACACACUUGAUGACAUCUUUGAUGGCUCUGAUGAUGAAGAGGAGAGCCAAGAUAUUGUGAAUCAAGUUCUUGAUGAAAUUGGAAUUGAAAUCUCUGGAAAGAUGGCCAAAGCUCCGUCGGCCGCCCGAAGCUUGCCCUCUGCCUCCACUUCAAAGGCUACCAUCUCGGAUGAGGAGAUUGAACGACAACUCAAAGCUUUAGGAGUAGACUAGUAAAAACAGCAACAAUAUUUUGCUUAUUUAUAAUUAUUUAGUUAUGAUUAUAAACCAGGCAUAUUGCCAAUUUCCUUUACAAAACAUUUAUUUUGCA